This is a messenger RNA of Spodoptera exigua (beet armyworm), 2810 nucleotides long. NCBI's taxonomy places the organism in Eukaryota, Metazoa, Arthropoda, Insecta, Lepidoptera, Noctuidae. The record is from the annotation of a GenBank genome assembly.
CAAAAGAAACGCUGUCAAACUUGUUAAAAUUGUUUGUUUUGUAUCGAUCGUUGAUAUUGCGGCUGCGGAACAUCUUUCUUUUUUGAAUUGCUUCGUGUCGUUUUAACUGUGAGAUAGUAGAAAUAAGUGUAGUGAUUAGUUUUCUCCACAAAUUCAAUAACUAAGAAGAAUAUUAAGAAAGAUGAGCAGCGACGAAGAAUAUGAUAAUUUGCCAAACAUAACUUUAUUCGAACCAUCACCGAGUUGCAGUAAGGAUUAUGAUGAUAAUACAAAGUUCAUAAUACCACCAGUAGAGGAGCUAGUGGUAGAGCGAGAAAAGAUGCGGAUGCUUAAAUUGGAGCUGCAGACUAUAGACACCACAGAGCUCGAGCCUCGCUGCGACUUGGACGCCGAGCUGCAGGAAGCUGGUCUAAUUGAGGUACAAGGGUCCUUGUGGCCAGCUCAGCGCCCCAUCCCAACAGCUCGCGAGUUGUGGAGCACGAUGGGACCGUACCUGGUGCAACGCGGUGUCAGCUUGGACAGGUUACCUGAUCGGCUCCCAAAACUCACCGUCGCUCUAACAACUGAUACUGGCGACCGCAUCAUUCCGCCAGCCGACUUCGGGUGGUCCGACAGUGAAAUGCUGGGCGCCUGCGUAAUUGCAUUAGUUGCUACCAUGGCCAGAGAAUCGCAUGUAAAACGAGUUGCUGCACGAACAUUGCAGACGCUCCUAGACUACCACGCGAGUCUGGCACAGGUGAAGGAUUUAUUGGAUGUGAUAGUGUCAUCAUUCCCGGAUGCACGGAUGCGGCGAGAUAUUAGCGACAUGGUGAUCAACGGCUCGCGACUCGGCGCCGACCGCUUGGCGAGCUGUCUGUGCUACACCGCCUUGCUAACUAUAAUUCAUAACGCGUGCCCUGACGCUGGUAUUGCAAUCAAUAAGUAUAAGAAAAUUGGCGAAUGUAGUACUGCCCCGACUAGUGAAAUAACUGACGCUGUUAAAAAUGAAAUUGAAGAAAGUGGCAGUGCCAUUAAAAUUGGUGUGAUCAAGUAUUGCGGCAAGAACGAAACUUGUGAACCUAAGGAUAUACCCAACGACGCCAGUGUGGACACGGAUAAGCUGGAGGACGUAGUAGUGACCAUAGAAGACCUCGUACAGGGCAACGCCUAUGCCCUGCAACGCGUUGCUGAGGCGAUUCCGUACUGGCGGCACUGCACAGACGCCGAGCGCUAUGAGGUUAUCAAGUUGGCAGGCCGUAUAAUGGCCGACUCCAUGUCUCCGGACGCAACGGAAGAAACAGUAAAGGCCCGGAAAUUACUGCUCAAGAAUCUCAAAGAUACUAAAACACAGAAUUCUAGUCCUUAUCACCAAUAUAAGGAACGCACAGAAAUCGGGAAGCUGGAAAUGUUAUUUUCUCAUAAAUAUUGAAGAGACACAAAAACGCAUUGGAUUUUUUUAUAUUUAAAGAAAAAAAAACCGCAUGUGAUAUUCCGAACUAAAACUUCAACUCGCUCCAUUUUGUCAUUCCAUUUUCUUCUUCGAUGUUGAUUAUUAUUACGUACAUCUCAAGGUUUUUUUUGCCGGGCCUACUUAUCGAACUUAUUAUCGAGUAUUUGAAACUGAAUCGUUAACAUUUAAUAUGGAAACCUAGUCAUUUUUUUACUCAUCUAGUCAUGUUUUGAAAUAAUGCAAAUAACUCCAUGUAAAUAAUCAGCUUUAAUUUAUUGCUUAUCUAAAUGUGUAGAUUUCUUAUAAUAAAAUGUAUAAUCGCAAUUGGCAUCCCAACCCUUUAAUUAACAAAAGAGCGUCAACAUAUGCAGGCAAUCUUUACAAGUGAAUUAGGUGUCAAUGUGUAAGUUAGUGACUGACAAUAUAACCGUACUAUACCAUAAUGUAAUGUAAUGGAAUGUAAUGUAGGUUUUAAAUGUAAUCUAGGCAGUCGGCAUUUAGACGGAGAUAGUAGCAUAGAUAGGUUAGUACCUACCCAAGUAUGUAUGUAGGUAGGUACUAAGGUAAGUCUCAAAUCAACAAGUCUGAUUGUGUAAGGUUAUCCCGUCAACUGCCGACAUAUUCAUAAUUUUUUAAGUGUAUUUGAUACGAAAAUGAUAAUGUCGUUUAACUAUUUAAUAAUAUAAUGACUUUGUGAUGUAUUUUCAAACCUUUUUGUGAUCGAUCCGAGAUCAAAUAUUUGUAUGUACCUAGACAUUUUUCUAUCUUGUUAUCUUUAAGAUUUUUGGAAUUGUAUUUUAUAGUAAAUUGUAGCUGGCUGUGUAGGUAUGUCGGAACUAGACACUAUAUUUUGAGAUUCGUCUUGUUCUGAAUUUAUUUAACUACCUUUAGUGUGGAUGGGGAAUAGAGAAAAAGAAAGAUAGAAAUGGAAAAGAGAGAAGAAAGAGUUGGAGAAAGAGAUUGUUGUUAUGUGUCUGGUAGGAGCGAGUGAAAAAUAAGUCAUUGUGCCGUAUCCAAAAAUAGCUUGUGAUAAGGGUAGUAGGGUAGGAAGAAGUCUCCUACCAAUUUAUUUAUUUAUUAUAUACCUAAGUAUUAGAAUUCGACUAUAACAACAGUAGUCAGUACACGUAUUAUUGUAAAAGUACCUAUAUGCUCAAAAGAUUGAUUUAACAUUUUGAUAUUUUGAGAACAUUUAAUUAUCUGUUUUUAUGUAUUUGAUACAAAGAUGUUGUUAUUAUUUAAUUAUUUACUCUUUAUGUGCCCCAUAAAUGUUGUGAUGAUUUUUAACGACCUAAUGAUCUAAGAUCAAACAUUAGUUUAUAAGAUUAAUGUAAGUUGUACUCUUAACAUUUUUGUAGUCAUAUUUAAUCAAUAAAUAAUC